Ilex paraguariensis (yerba mate) is the source of this 1050-nucleotide messenger RNA. Lineage: Eukaryota; Viridiplantae; Streptophyta; Magnoliopsida; Aquifoliales; Aquifoliaceae. The record is from the annotation of a GenBank genome assembly.
AUGGGAAAAGGCGGAGCUCUCUCCGAAGGCGUUGUGAAGAAGAUCUUGCUCUCCUACGCCUACGUUGGGAUAUGGAUCACACUUUCCUUCUCUGUGAUUGUGUACAACAAGUACAUACUCGAUCGGAAGAUGUACAACUGGCCGUACCCGAUCUCUCUUACCAUGAUCCACAUGGGUUUUUGCUCCUCCUUGGCCUAUCUCCUAGUUAAAGUCUUCAAGGUCGUCGAGCCUGUUCAGAUGUCUCGUGAUCUGUAUCUCAAAUCCGUUGUGCCAAUUGGGUUGCUUUAUUCUCUCUCUCUAUGGCUCUCCAAUUCGGCUUAUAUAUAUUUAUCUGUGUCAUUUAUCCAAAUGCUCAAGGCUUUAAUGCCAGUGGCUGUGUAUUCUAUAGGGGUUCUUUUGAAGAAAGAGUCGUUUAAAUCGGAUACUAUGGCUAAUAUGGUUUCGAUUUCGAUUGGGGUUGCGAUUGCAGCUUAUGGGGAGGCUAAAUUUGAUAGCUGGGGAGUGAUUUUGCAACUGGGUGCUGUUGCUUUUGAGGCGACGAGGCUUGUGAUGAUUCAGAUUUUGCUUACAUCGAAGGGUAUUUCAUUGAAUCCCAUUACUUCACUUUAUUAUGUUGCGCCAUGUUGUUUGGUUUUCUUGUCUAUUCCUUGGAUUAUUGUGGAAUACCCAUUGUUGAGGGACACUUCGAGCUUUCACUUUGAUUAUUUGAUUUUCGGGACCAAUUCAUUUUGUGCUUUUGCUUUGAAUUUGGCUGUAUUCUUGCUUGUUGGGAAGACUUCUGCUUUGACUAUGAAUGUGGCUGGGGUGGUGAAAGAUUGGCUUUUGAUUGCAUUCUCUUGGUCGGUGAUUAAGGACAGGGUGACCCUGGUGAAUUUGUUUGGGUAUGGAUUGGCUUUCUUGGCUGUAGGGUACUACAACCUUUCGAAAUUGCAGGCGCUUAAGGCAAAGGAAGCACAGAAGAAGGCUGGGCAGACUGAUGAGGAGGCUGGAAGGUUGUUGGAGGAGAGACAGGGGGAAAAUGCGGGAAAGAAGGACGAAUCACAGGGUUGA